This is a messenger RNA of Emericellopsis atlantica, 1070 nucleotides long. RefSeq names its product histidine phosphatase superfamily. The coding region runs from base 1 to 774 and encodes 257 amino acids. The record is from RefSeq and is a predicted model, not a curated record. The transcript is spliced from 3 exons. Lineage: Eukaryota; Fungi; Ascomycota; Sordariomycetes; Hypocreales; Bionectriaceae.
AUGCCUCUGGAAGUCAUCUACGUGGUUCGCCACGGCUUCCGCACGGCCUGGUCCGUCGACCACAAGACAGGUGUCUACUCAUCAAGUGUUCGCUCACCCACCGGCAUUGCUGCCGACCCCCCUCUCACGUCUCACGGCACUCAGCAGGCUGCUGAGCUAGCGAGCCACCUCAUCACACUGCGGCCAGCUAUUGACGCGGUCUACUCCAGCCCCUAUUACCGGUGUCUUCAAACUAUCACACCAUAUGUUGAGCUUGCCGGCCGCGACACACUAAUCCGCCCAGAGCACGGCAUAGCAGAAUGGUUUGGCGCUGCGCCGUUUGAUCAUCCCCAGCCAGCGGACGCCGAGACCCUGAAGGGCAUGUUCCCAGCGUAUGACAUGGACUACGUGUCGACGCGCCAGGCGUCACGCCGUGGCGAAACGUUGCCGCAGCUGUAUGAGAGAGUGGCGGUUGCCGUGCAGGCCUUGAUCGCAAAGGCAGAUGUCGAGGGCCACCGUGCCAUCGUGCUGUGCUCCCAUGCUGCCGUCGUCAUUGCGCUAGGCAGGAUACUCACACGCGAUAUACCCGACGAGCCAGACCGCGUCGACUUCAAGGCCUUCACGUGUGGUCUGAGCACGUACCGAAGAAGAGGAGGCGAUGACGACGCGUGGGACUGCGAGCUGAACAGCGACUGCAGCUUCCUGACGCACGGAGAGGAGCGUGGAUGGAAUUUCUCAGGGGACGAGUCCUUUCCAGGUACAGGCUCCAUGUCCCAGGAAGACCCCAAGCUGUGAAGGCAGUGCAUGCGAACACGCGGACGGCACACACAUGAGUGGCACAGUGACGACAACAUGGUCUUGGACCCUGAUGUUCCUGGCUGCAAGGUACGAAACCCCCUUGCGUCGACCUGAUCCAGGAGGGGAUUCUGCGCGAGGCCCUCUGUGUGCCGGACCCAGAUACGGAGGCAGCCAUGUCGUCGCUGGCAGUGGCCCUGUUCUUCAUUAAGCCACCGUUGGGAUCUGCCGUGCCAGACUUCUGGGAGAGGCGGAGUCAGAUGAUAGCUGCGGGAGACUGGAUCAGGGACCUGUGC